GGAUGGCGUCGGAACAUAAAGAUUCUGAUGGAAGAAUUAGGUGCCCGUGUGUGAGAUGCAAUAAUAAUAGAUUUGAAUCUUUGGAUGUAGUUCGGACACACGUAUUCGAUAGGGGUUUUCAUCAAGCUUAUGAUAAGUGGAUUUUUCAUGGUGAGGUGGAAGAAAUUGUUGCUGAUGAGGUGGUUGAUGAGAAUGAAGACGAUGAGAUGAUUCAAGUUGUGGAAGACUUCCUUUUACCGACAACUGAGGAAGUAGAAAGGGAUCCCGGUGGGAGUCAGUAUUAUGACGAGUUAUUUGAGGAGAUUGAAGCGGAGUUGUAUCCUGGCUGUGAUUGGAUUUCAUCCCUGAACUUUUUAGCAAAGUUAUUGCAUCUAAAAGUUAGAGGGAAGAUGCCUAACAACAUAUUUGAUGAAUUGCUAAAGUUGUUAAAGCUUGCAUUUCCUAAGGAGAACAAAAUCCCCGAAUCGUACUACGAGGCGAAAAAGAGAUUGAAAAAAUUAGGGUUGGGAUACGAGUCCAUUCAUGUGUGUCAGUAUGAUUGCUGCUUAUUUUACAAUGAGCAUGCAUCUAAAGAGACAUGUCCAGUAUGCGGAAGUAGUAGAUGGAUUACUUCCGAAAUGAGGAAAGGAAAAAAAGUGCCACACAAGGUGAUGCGUUACUUUCCGUUGACCCCUCGGUUGAAAAGAUUAUACAGUUCAAGGAUUACAGCAAAACACAUGAUAUGGCAUCACGCCGGGAAAUCAAAAGAUGAAGGGGUGAUGCGACACUCGGUAGACGGCUCUGCGUGGAAGGACUUUGAUGCCAAGCAUCCUGAUUUUUCAAGGGAUCCCAGAAAUGUUCGUCUGGGCUUAGCUGCUGAUGGAUUUAAUCCAUUUGGCAACAUGAAUCUUGCAUACAGCAUGUGGCCUGUGGUGUUGGCAAACUAUAAUCUGCCACCUUGGUUGUGCAUGAAAGACAAUUAUUUCAUGUUGACCCUCCUUAUUCCUGGGCCAAAAUCACCCGGUAAGGACAUGGAUGUAUUUCUGAGACCAUUGGUGGAUGAGUUGAAGGAUCUGUGGGUUAACAGAGUUGAUACAAGAGAUAGUACGAACAACAGGAUGUUCAAGAUGCGGGCAGCCCUUUUGUGGACAAUGAACGAUUUUCCAGCUCGCAGUAGUUUGUCUAGAUGGAGUGGUCAGGGAUACAAAGCUUGUCCUACGUGUAAUGAGGACACAACUUCCAUCCGAGUGAUCGGUAAAACUUCUUACGUUGGUCACAGAAGAUUCUUGCCAAGUACUCAUCGAAUGAGAAGAGACAAAGAGUUCGAUGAAGAAGUUGAGAGAAGACGUCCUCCGAGACGGUUUACUUGUGAGGAUAUACUAGAACAAGUUAAUGCUCUUGCAGCGCAAGUUCCAAGAAAACAUGUCCAGUUUGGGGGUGUGAAACGUAAAAGAGGAGUAGAUGAAGGUAAUUGGAGGAAAAAAAGUAUUUUUUAUGAGCUUGAGUAUUGGUGUACAAACAAAUUAAAACACAAUAUAGAUGUCAUGCAUGUUGAGAAGAAUGUGUGUGAUAGUCUCCUUGGCACCAUCUUAGACAGUGAUAAAUCUAAGGACACCACUAAUGCCAGACAUGAUUUGAAAAAGAUGGGUGUGAGAGAAUCAUUGUGGAUUUAUGAAGAUGAGAAUGGGAAGCUGAUGAAGCCGCACGCUCCUUAUGUGUUAACUCCGGCGCAGAGGCAACAGUUUUGUCAGUUUAUAAAAGGAGUUAGAUUUCCAGAUGGUUUUUGUUCAAAUUUGAAGAAGAAAGUGUCUGAGAAUGAUACAAAUAUUCUUGGGUUGAAGUCACACGAUUGUCAUGUGAUAAUGCAACGAUUACUUUCGCUCGGUGUUCGUAAGUUUCUUCCAAAAUCUAUAUCGACCACUAUUGCAGAAUUGUGCAAUUUCUUCAGGCAAAUAUGUUCGAGGACUUUAAAUGUUAAAGAUAUGGAGGAAGCACAAAAUGAUCUUAUUCAGAUAUUGUGCAAGAUGGAGUUCAUUUUUCCUCCAGCUUUUUUUGACAUAAUGAUUCAUUUGGUAUUGCAUUUUCCAGAAGAAGCAAUAUUGGGUGGUCCGGUAUUUAUGAGGUGGAUGUAUCCUUUUGAAAGAUACAUGAAAAAAUUAAAGAAUUAUGUGGACAAUAAAGCUCGCCCUGAAGGGUCGAUCGCCGAAGGCUAUGUUGCAGACGAGGCUUUGACCUUUUGUUCAAUGUAUUUCAAAGGCAUUGAAACAAGAUUUAACCGUCUUGAUCAAAAUGAAGAUGCAACUUAUAUCCCACGAAAUCUUGCAGUUUUCCAAUCUCAAUGUCGUCCACUCACAAAGGGAACUUUGAAGACUCUCGAUCAUAAGACUCGUGAAAUAGCUGAGUGGUUGAUACUUGAGAAUUCUCCUGAAAUUGAGCCUUAUUUAGAUGAACACCUACAAGAGAUUAAACAAAAAUACCCAGAUGGUGAUCAUGAUCGUUUGCAUAGGAAAAAUUUUCGUUCGUGGUUUCAUAAAAAGAUAUAUGACCUGCACAAGCUUGGGUCUUUGGAUAACGGUGAUGAACUGUUAGCUUUAGCAUCUGGGUCAGAUCAUUUGUCAACAUUUUACCAAGGUUGUAUAGUCAAUGGUGUUCGAUUUAUUGCACACGAUCGAGACAAAAAGCGCACCACACAGAAUAGUGGAGUGUCGGCUGCCGGAACAGAAGGUUUUAAUUUUUACGGCACGCUUGAAGAAGUGGUGAUACUUUCUUUCACUGGUGCAUAUUCAGUGGCAUUAUUUCGGUGCAAAUGGUUUAAUACAAAUCCAAGAAUGAAGAAAACAGUCAUUGAAAAUAAUGUCACUAGUAUAAACGUCAAUGGCGAAUGGUACAAAGAUGAGCCGUACAUACUUGCUACUCAAGCUAAGCAAGUUUUCUAUCUCCAUGAUUUACUUAGAGGUCGUGAUUGGAAAGUUGUAGAAGAUGUGAAUCAUCGACAGAUUUGGGACAUUAAGGACAAUUCUGAUGAGGUUAAUGAUGUUAUUGAUGUUGUACAUGAAACAAGUUCAUCAAAUUUUUUGUUGACUGUGGACCUCGGAGAGUUGAUUAUGCAAUCUGAUCAACCUGCUGCAUAUGUUGGAGCUGAUGAAGAUGGUGACGACGAAGCUGAUAUGUCAGAACAUGAGGACGUUCCAGAUGCAGAAGAUGAAUUGGUUGUUGAACUUUGUGAAGAUGAAAAUGUGUCUCCGAUUACUGAUGGAAAUGAUAGUGAUUACUCUGUUUAGUUUUUUUCUAUUUGUGUAACAGAACUAUGUAUUUAAAUAUAAUGAAGUGUUUUUUUGUAAUUAUAAUAUAAGAUAUUUGAGCUUUGUGAAGAUGAAAAUGUAUCUCCGAUUACUGAUGGAAAUGAUAGUGAUUACUCUGUUUAGUUUUUUUCUAUUUGUGUAACAGAACUAUGUAUUUAAAUAUAAUGAAGUGUUUUUUUGUAAUUAUAAUAUAAGAUAUUUGAGCUUUGUGAAGAUGAAAAUGUAUCUCCGAUUACUGAUGGAAAUGAUAGUGAUUACUCUGUUUAGUU
Molecule: messenger RNA, 3550 nt
Organism: Humulus lupulus (European hop)
Lineage: Eukaryota; Viridiplantae; Streptophyta; Magnoliopsida; Rosales; Cannabaceae
Exons: 3
Coding region: 3-3260 (1085 amino acids)
Source: RefSeq, a predicted model, not a curated record